This is a messenger RNA of Protobothrops mucrosquamatus (brown spotted pit viper), 2099 nucleotides long. It is a transcript of the gene APLP1, whose product is annotated as amyloid beta precursor like protein 1. NCBI's taxonomy places the organism in Eukaryota, Metazoa, Chordata, Lepidosauria, Squamata, Viperidae. The record is from RefSeq and is a predicted model, not a curated record. Bases 1 to 1998 code for a protein of 665 amino acids. Gene Ontology annotation, biological process: axonogenesis; central nervous system development. Gene Ontology annotation, molecular function: transition metal ion binding; alpha-2C adrenergic receptor binding; heparin binding. Gene Ontology annotation, cellular component: Golgi apparatus; plasma membrane. The transcript is spliced from 16 exons.
AUGUUUUGUGGAAAACUGGUCCUCCAUCUCAACGUCCAGACAGGACGCUGGGAGCCUGAUGCCAUCAACACUCGCACCUGCUUUCGUACCACGGAGGAGAUCCGGAGCUACUGCCAGGAGGUAUAUCCAGAGCUGCAGAUCACUAAUGCUGUGGAAGGGACGCAGCCAGUUACCAUAGACAAUUGGUGCAAGAAGGGCCGGUCAUUAUGCAAAGGCCAGAUGCACAUUGUGGUACCCUACCAGUGUCUUGUGGGCGAGUUUGUGAGCGAAGCACUUCUUGUACCAGACAAGUGCAGAUUCCUACACCAAGAGAAAAUGGACUCCUGUGAGACCUACUUGUAUUGGCAUAGUGUGGCUAAAGAGGCCUGCAGUGGUGAACAUCUUGAGCUACACAGCUAUGGCAUGUUACUACCUUGUGGAGCUGACCGUUUCCGAGGUGUGGAGUAUGUGUGCUGCCCCUCACGCCCACCAGCCAUCAGGGUGGAACAAUCUACAGAGGCUCCCCCUGUGGUUGCCCAUUUAAGGGAGGAAGCCCUGCGCAGCAAUAAAGUACCAACAGGACGUAUUCCAACAGAGGAAGAAAGCUUGGAAUUGGAGGAAGACAGGAAUAUGGAUGGAGAAGAGGAAGAGGAGGUAGAAGAAGAGGAAGAAGAGGAGGAGGAGGAGGAAGAAGAAGAGGAAGAGAUUCCUGGAGAGAGUGUUCCUGACUCUAACCUCUUCCAUGCUGCCAGGGAUGACUAUUUUGUGGAACCAGAAUACUACGAUGACAGCAUCACUCAGACCACCAUCACCACUACAACUCAGACCACAGAAGAAGAUGUCAAAGUGACCCCAACCCCUCGCCCAACAGAUGGGGUGGAUGUUUAUUUUGAAAUGCCUGGAGAUGGGAAUGAGCACGCCAACUUCCUGAGAGCGAAGAUGGACCUGGAGGAGCGUCGUAUGAAACAGAUCAAUGAGGUAAUGAAGGAAUGGGCUGAAGCAGACAACGAAGCCAAGAACUUGCCUAAAACAGACCGGCAAGCACUGAAUGAGCACUUCCAAUCUGUCCUGCAGACACUGGAAGAGCAGGUGGCUGGAGAGCGCCAGCGGCUGGUGGAGACUCAUCUGGCCCGUGUAGUAGCGUUGCUUAAUGAUAACCGUCGUGCAGCACUGGAGAAUUACUUAACUGCUGUACAGAACGACCAUGCCCAGCCCGACCGCAUCCUGGCAGCUCUGAAGAGAUAUGUACGGGCCGAACAGAAAGAUCAGCGCCACACUCUCCGCCAUUACCAGCACGUGGCAGCAGCUGAUCCUGAAAAGGCCGAACAAAUGAAAUUCCAGGUGUAUACUCAUCUCCAUGUCAUUGAGGAACGGAUGAACCAAAGCCUUGCAUUACUAUACAAGAAUCCCCAGCUAACUCAGGAGCUCCGAGGAGACAUAGAGGAGCUGCUGCGAUCUGAACGGGUGUCCACCAAUGAUCUGCUUACUACCUCCAUCUCCGAGACCCGCACCACAGAAGAGUUUCUACCCAUGGACAGUGGUGAGGAUCUAGCUGCUGAGAGCCGUGAUGGAGAAGAUUCUGAAUCGGUCGACAAGAAAGCUUCAGGGCUGGCAGAAUACGACUACCCAACUAGUGACAAAGCCCUGCUGUAUGAGUAUGAACAUAAGGUCAAUGUGUCUGCCUCAGAUGUCAAAGGCAUGGUAUACAAGUCCCAAGAAAUCCAACGGGAUGAACUGGUAAGUAGCUUUCAAGGCACAUUCCCUUCCACCUAUCAAGAGCCUGACACCUUGGUAACCAUCAACCGAGGGGCCCUGAUUGGCCUCCUCAUCGUAGCAGUGGCUGUUGCCAUGGUGAUUAUCAUCAGCCUCCUGAUGGUUCGCCGAAAGCCAUAUGGGACCAUCAGUCACGGCAUUGUUGAGGUGGAUCCCAUGGUUAGCCCCGAGGAGCGGCAGUUGAGCAAAAUGCAAAACCAUGGCUAUGAAAACCCCACGUACAAAUUCUUUGAGGAGAUGAACUGAGUUCCUUGGGGCUGGGGCUUGUGGCAUGAUUGGGGUGGUGGGCAUGACCAUGUGGAUGGAGGGGUUGGCAUGUAGAACAGGAGAAGGGUGUUUUUUCACUC